AAGAAAGAAAACGAAAGAAACAAGUUUUAAGAGUCUUCCCUUACCCCUCAGGCCCUCACGUAACGCUGCUGCUAGACUUGUGUCAAAGGGACCAAACCCGAAUGGCCAAAACCCAGAUUAUAUUCGAUUUCAAACCAGAGAAGCUUCGCCCUACGCGCUUGCCCAACCCCAUAGACCUUUCGAUGUUGAAAGAGGAAAACCUCUGCCCUACCAUUAUACCCCAAGAUAACUCUUAACUUUCCGUGUUUUUCCUUGGGCAACUCUCGAACAACCUUUUCUUUUAAGAGAAUAAAGAAAAUCUAUAAACUGAUAAACAUGAUUCCUUAAAAACGCACCCAAACUCUUUAUCUUUUUUUUGUUUGAUUUAUUUCAAUUUUUUUUCUUUCCCUCUUGGUUUCUUUUUCUUUUUUCUCCCCUGAAAAACAGAAAAUUAGACCGAGAGAGAAAGACACAAAGACUCUCUUUUUGAUUGAUGGGUAUUCUUUCAAAUCUAAGAGGAUCACGAACCCAACAAGGGUUGCCCUUAACUGAUGGGUCGCCACCUUCUGCAUCUGUUUCCAACAAGAAAAAAUGGUCAAACUUGAUGCCUUUAGUUGUGGCCCUUGUGGUCAUAGCUGAAGUUGCGUUUCUUUGUCGUCUUGACAUGGCAAACAACGCUGCCUUUUUCGAUUCAUGGCCUGAGAUGUUCUAUAAAUCUCAUCCUUCUGGUGAAGUACAGGUUUAUAGCGUUGAAAAUAUUGGGAUUGAAGCUUUGGGUGGUGACCAGAACUCCGUUACAGAGAGCUGUGAGGAGUGGCUCGAGAGAGAAGAUGCCGUGGUUUAUUCAAGAGAUUUUGGCAAGGAUCCCAUCUGGGUUUCUGGUGCUGAGCAGGAGUGGAAAACUUGUGCUGUGAGUUGUAAGUUUGGGUAUGAUCCCAGUAAGAAAAUUGAUGCUGCCUUUGGUUUGCCUCAACCACGUGGAGUAGCUAGUGUGCUGCGCUCAAUGGAAUCAGCUUCAUAUUAUUCAGAGAAUAAUAUUGCUCAGGCACGAGGGAGGGGUUAUAAUAUUGUAAUGACAACUAGCCUCUCAUCAGAUGUUCCUGUUGGAUAUUUUUCAUGGGCUGAGUAUGAUAUCAUGGCACCAGUGAUGCCAAAGACUGAGACUGCUUUUGCAGCUGCUUUCAUUUCUAACUGUGGUGCCCGCAACUUUCGUUUGGAAGCUCUUGUUGGGCUUGAAAAAGCUAAUAUCAAGAUAGAUUCUUAUGGUGGUUGCCAUAGAAAUCAUGAUGGAAGAGUGGACAAAGUGGAAGCUCUGAAACGCUACAAGUUUAGCUUGACUUUUGAAAACUCCAAUGAGGAGGAUUAUGUCACUGAAAAAUUUUUCCAGUCUCUUGUUGCAGGAACUGUACCUGUGGUGGUUGGUGCACCAAAUAUUGAAGAUUUUGCUCCUUCUCCUGGUUCAAUUUUACAUAUUAAGGAAUUGGAGGAUGUUCAGUCAGUUGCAAAAAGAAUGAAGUACCUUGCAGAAAACCCUGAUGCAUACAAUCAAUCAUUAAGGUGGAAGUAUGAAGGCCCAUCUGAUUCUUUCAAGGCCCUUGUGGAUAUGGCGGCGGUUCAUUCAUCAUGCCGUCUGUGCAUUCACUUGGCAACAGACAUCCGGGAGAAAGAAGAAAAGAGCUCUGACUUCAAGAAACGCCCCUGCAAGUGUACCAGAGGAUCAGAAACCGUGUAUCAUUUAUAUGUAAGAGAGCGAGGGGGGUUUGAGAUGGAUUCUAUUUUCUUGAGGUCUGGCAAUUUGACUCUAGAAGCCUUGGAGGCUUCAGUGCUUAUGAAGUUCAAGUAUCUGAAACACGUGCCUGUUUGGAAGGAUGAAAGACCAGAAAGCAUAAGAGGAGGGGAUGAACUAAAAGUAUACAGAAUAUAUCCUGUUGGGUUGACACAGAGACAGGCUUUAUAUACCUUCAAGUUCAAAGGGGAUGCUGAUCUUAGGAGUUAUAUUGAAAACAACCCUUGUGCUAAGUUUGAAGUCAUAUUUGUCUAGAUUGAUGGUUCCAUUAUCUCAACUUUAAGCACGGAAUGGAUUCCCAAUUGCAGCACUAUUUGCUGAAAUUAUUUCCUGGGAGGUCAAGGCAACCUCAUGUGGGUUAUUGCUUUCACUUUCAUCAAAUGCUUCUUGUAAGAAUCCCAUGAUUUUUUUUACAUCAAUGAGCUGCUAGGUUUAUGGGGAAGAACGUGGUUAAAAGUUACUAAUGGCUCAAUUAGUGUUAGCUCACGUCAGAAUGCAUCUGAUAUCUGACCCUUUGAGUUUAGCUUCACAAUUCUUCCAAGCAUGCUUAUGUUAUUGGAUAAAGUAUUUUUACUUCAGGUGUGUUACAGGGUCAUUGUGUAUAUGGUACUUGUUCCUGCACAAUAUUUUGCAGAAUAAUACCUAGUUUGAAUACUUAAUGAUGGAACAAAUCUGGCUUUGUCGUUUGCAUCUUUCCUU
Molecule: messenger RNA, 2464 nt
Organism: Theobroma cacao (cacao)
Lineage: Eukaryota; Viridiplantae; Streptophyta; Magnoliopsida; Malvales; Malvaceae
Gene: FUT11
Product: fucosyltransferase 11
Cellular component (GO): membrane
Molecular function (GO): fucosyltransferase activity
Source: RefSeq, a predicted model, not a curated record